AUGAGCUGGAUCUACAGAUUUCUCUUAAUUUUUGGGUCUUCAGCCGGAGAAACAACGAUUCUCGAGGACCAUCUGGGCAUUGAGAAUCCUCAAGAUAAAAGAGUCGAGAGAGCCUAUGAAAGAAAUAUAGAAAGAAUUGAGAGUGAUCUACGGCAUGAGGUGGAAGAAAUCUCUGGAGAUGGAUGUGGAGAUGGAUCAGAUGGUGAAAUUGUUUCGGAGAUUAAAGUGACAAUAUCGACCUGCCUUGAGUUGAGCUGUGAGCUCGAAGGAGAUCUGCUGAACAAAAGCUCGGACGAAUACAUCCGUCAAAGUUUACAAAUCCUUGAACAAUUUAAAUCUUGCUUCGAGCAAACUGCGGUCAUCACAGAUUCUUCAUAUGAGCAAGAUGAUUUUGACGUCUAUUUCACCGUGAUCAGUCCUUUACGCACAAAACGUCAUCCACACUUCGAGAAUUUUUAUCAAGCCUGCCUUUCCAUGACCUUUCUUCAUGAAUCUACUGAGUCUCUAUCUGAUGAAUUGAAGUCAACAGUUAAAAACAAUAUCGUUAAUACCUUCAAAGAAGAACUGGAGGAAAAGCUUCAAGGCACCGAAAACUUAUGCUUCGAUCCACAGAAUGUUACUUUUGCAACAACAACCGAAUCUUAUGAUCUCACUGUAUGGAACUCGGAUGUCAACAUUCAGCUUACUUUUUCAUUACUGGCCUUUGUUUUGCUGUUGAUCUCCGUCUAA
This is a messenger RNA of Oikopleura dioica, 729 nucleotides long. The record is from the annotation of a GenBank genome assembly. Lineage: Eukaryota; Metazoa; Chordata; Appendicularia; Copelata; Oikopleuridae.